UCCUAUGUUGGCGGUUUGGCUUGAAGGCGGGUGGAUUCCGGACACUCCCUAAAAUUUCCUCCCCGCAGUCACAGUGUCGCGGUUCGCUCGAGGCGGGAGUCGCGUCGCGCUGCCCGCUAAAAACUUUCCACCUUACGUACGCUUAUAAACUUUCGACUGUGAAUGACUCGUGUUUAUAUAGAACCUGUUUUGAUAAUGAAAGAUGCAUCACGCAUUCGCGCAUUUAAAAGAGACUGCAAACUGAUAAAAUCAACACAAAUUCAAUGACCGCUGGUUGAAAAAGAGAGAAUACAGAGUAGCAUAAAAUAAUUUUUGAGAUAAAAUUCAGCAAAAGGUUGACUGACUGACAAUCACAGAAAAGUGAGGAUUCUGCAGCGGCGGUCGCGUAGGCGGCGCCGCGUGGUGCUGUUGUGGCUCGCUGGCGCCACUUGUGGCUUUUGGCGGGCCUGGGUGCUGCGGGAGCUCAGAAGAGCCCCCUAGGCUGGGCCAUGGGAAGCUCACAGAGACUGGCUGCCGUAGCAGCCGUCUCACAUGCGAAGCACUACUAUAACCAUACACAAAUACAUUCGCAGCAAGCGGAAUCUUCACAAUUCACUCUUAAUGUAUUUUUUGUAAGUGCAACACUAUGCGGGGUGCUGGUGGCUGUGUGUGCGGCCUGCUGGAAACGAUCGCCGUCUUCAGACAAACCCGAAGACGUGGUCGAGUGUCACGGGAUAUAUACAGUUAGUGGCGAUACUAGGCUGAGUCAGGUUCAAAUUGAUGUACCAGGACCUCCACCGGCAUAUGAGACUCUGGCAGAAGGACAAUCUCAUCACAAGGACUGCGCUCACAUCUUGCAGGAGACGGUUACAGAGCCGUGUCCGCGUUGCCAAUCGAGCCACGGGGACGCCGAGCUCCCGUCAUACGAAGCAGCGUUAAUGCUCCGCGACACCAAAAUAUAAGGCCUUAUGUUCUAUUAACUAGAGUUUAGUUUUGAUGUUAUAGUAUUGUUUUAUCACUGUCUGUGUUUCUCUAAGUGGAAAUUUCUUCAAAAUGUAGCGCUGUUUCAAAAUGGCGCGGGUCGAAAAGUAGAAGCAUUAGACAUUACUUAAGCUCGCAAGUACUAAAUGCACCUGCAAAGCAGAAAUCUUAAUAAUUGUAUAAUUUAAGGUUGAUGUUUUGCAAUAUAUGUUAUAAUUAGGUUUUCUUUCUAUUUCAAACUUUGCUGGGUAAAUUCAAAUGUUGUACAUUAAAAUAAUAAAAUUAUAGAAAUAACAAAUUAAUUUAAUUAUUGGUAGGAGGGCAUGUUGCAAGUCCGCACGAUAAAAUUAUACAUUCCAGUUUGGAUAGUUGUCAAACUGUCGUAUAUCAAUAGUAGUGACGUGUGUUGGCUCUCGGAAACCGCUUAAAAUUAGAUAGGAUGUCUGCUUUACAUAGUGCCUAACUUAGCCAAUUAAUAGUAAAAAAUAAUAUAUUUAAUAGGAAUUAAAACAAUUUAAUCAUUGUGAUGUAAAAAUCAAAUAUAACAUAAAUUAAACUAGUAUUGUCAAUUGCGCGAAGAUUUGAUGCAAUUAUUAAAGUCAUUUUAACAAUUAAUUUUAGUCGCGUUCCAUUGAUUGUUUUCGUCAUACUCACGUCAAGAGAACAGAAUAUGUAAAUCUAAAAUGGACGAAACCGAUUGUUUUAAUGAGCAUUACCAAUAUCGUCACAAUAAGUUGUGAACAAUUAAAAAAAAUUGCUAACACUAAACUGCAAUUAAUUACAUGCGUAUACGUAAUUACGUAUAUAAUGCGUUAUAUGCUAUUAAUGAGGCAGUAAAAAUACUUGGAACUUGAAUUUGUAUAUUAGAACUUUAAGUUGGGAAUACGCGAGCGAAUUAAUCUCGCGAGAUAGCAUAUAAACAAUAAUGUGACUGCCUACCUCCCUUAAUAAAUAAAAAGAAUGUAUUUAAAACUAAAAACAACACGCUGUAUUAACAUAUCGUACUAAAAAUUGUAUUUUGUCCCACUGGUCAUCAACAUGUUAGGAGAAAUUAAUAAAUUGGUUGUAUUAUCAUCGGUCCUUGUUAAAUCUUGAAUAUUGGCAAAGAUUACGUUGAAAGUACUGUUUUAUUGACAGAACAGGUCAAGCUAAUAACAGCGUGUUAAAAAUUGUAUAGCCUAGCUCGCGCAAACCUGCACAAAUAUUUUUGACAUAAACAGAAAUCUGUUUCCGCAUUCAUUCUACCACUACACGUAUACACAUUUCUACUUAAAGCAAUUCCAUCAACACAUCUUUGGUCUUCAAAUGCGAUCAUUUUCCCACAGACAGUAAACAUGAUAAAGUAUCCCCUCUAUAAUUUCAAUUUCUAAGUUUCCAACCUCCAUCUAACAUACAUCAUGAGACGUCAGUGGUUGACAGCUCAGGGUUGAGCACGCGACCGGCAUGCAUUGAACCACGAGUAUGAGUUAUGACCAGGGCACGUGACCCGGUCACUGUGUGCGAGAUGAAUCGACUAUAAGAAUGGGCAAGUAUGACAUAAAUGUAAUUAGAAAUGUUUAGAUUCAAUUGUAUUUAAGUAAUAUUUAUGAAUAUGUAUAUAUUAUUUGAAUUAAGCGAAAUGCAUAAGGUAUGCUCACCUUAUAAUGAGUUAGAAUUUUAAAUAUUCAUAAGAAGUAGUUAACUGUAUUUAUUUAUUUAGGUCAAGUUUGAUCAACAGCUGAUGUCCUGGUAAAGCUGGAAAGACCUUUCUUCGGGCCACAAUCCUUCAUUUAAAAAAAGGCAAUAGCUGAUAAUAUCUUCGGUAUAGACACAUUUUGAAAUUGUUCUACAUAAUAUGGGUUCUAAUAUUGUACUAUAUUUAUUUUGAUGCGACGCCCAAACAAUUGAAUUACAUUCGAAGGGACAUCUUAACCAGGGCAAAUCCUAACGAAGAAUACACAUACACGUCAAAAUUGAAAAUAAUUUUGUGACACGUGUAUGGUUAUUUUCAAAACUGAUGUGCAAUUUUGAGAAAUCGUCGAUAUUUGAAAAAAAACAUUAGUUCUACAGUUUUUAGUCUAGCAAGACCAUUGAUGUUCAAGAUAUCUCAAGAUUGCAACACUGAACGUAAAUGUCACGUAAUUUUGACAAUAAAUUGUUUGGAGUGUAAACCUAAUAGUAAAUUUGAUUUCGAUGCUUAUUAAUUUGAAAUUUAAAACAAAACAAAAAAGAAUCUUAAUUCGUACGUGUCUAAAUAAAAAUCGAAAAACACGGAAAAAAAAACAACAAGAUACGAAAAGUUUGCCAUACAAUAAAUAAGCUAUAAUAUGUAUAAUUUAAUUAGACUUUUUAUUCAUUAGCAACAAAAAAAUUUAUAGGUAAAUAAUAUUCAAUUGAGACACAUGUUAAUAUCAGUUUUGUUUAACACUAUGCCGUCUUCAUCUAUCAAUACCAUCAUAUAACCAAACAUACAUACAAAUUCUAUUAUAUUUUGCUAACCAAGAUUGGUUCAUUAUAUAAUUAUUUUACUUUUUAUGUACUCGUUAUCUUUUAUACACUACACUAUCCAGCAACGAAUACCAACAAAUAUUGUAGUACAAUUAUGAUUUAUACAUAUACAGUCAAACCUGGGUAAGUGAGAACUGGAUAAGUGAGAAAACUCUAUAAGUGAGAGUAAUAGCCAGGACCCGUCAUUUUUAGCUCCUAAAACCUCUAUUAGCGAGAAACGGAAACCUCUAUAAGAGAGAGUAUUUUUUCCCUCAUGAACCUCCGUAAGUGAGACUGCUACUAUUUUAUACCUCUAUAAGCGACAGUCGAGCUUUAUUUAUUUAUAUUAUUUAGGAGGAACAAAUGACAAAACAAAUUACAAAUUUAAAAUCUGCUAUUUUAUGACCCAUUCUUAAUUUUCGUGGAACUUCUUAACAUUGUUUUUGUAUUGUUUUCUCGUCAAUAUUGAACCUAUUCUAUUUCGUGGAACUAAAUAACGUUAUUAUUUUAUGGCAUUCUUUUCGAAUGGACACGUGUGCCUGUGUACCAUCUUGUUUGUCAGACUUACUCAGUUUAUCGUUAAUCAAUUGCUGUCAUUAAGUGAUAAACUUAAAAUAGUGAAUUCGUUUGAAUCCGUAAAAUCUCUAAAUGAAAUUCAGAGGGAGCAUUAGAGAGAAACUCGGGUUAGUGAGAAACCUCUAUAAGCGAGAAUGAGAUUGUGCUCCCUUGAAUUCUCGUUUAUCCAGGUUUGACUGUAUGUCAUAAUAAAAAUAGCGUUUCCAAAUCAUUCAUCCGAUUGUGAUGAAACUUGGUGCAGUUGUCGUUGGAGCUUCAGGGAAGAUUCAGUCAUAGUACCAUCAAAGUACGAUAGGAAGGGCGAGUGCCGUUUAAAAAAAAAAACAGGUUAUUCAUACAAUUAUUAAUAGUCGCAAGGGAGCGUGACCGGAUUUCGCUAGUAGAUAAUAUAUUAUGUAACAUAUUGUUUAUAUAUAAUAACGCUGCAUGUUUCACAAAUAAUUAAGUUAGUAAUCGUUGGCGGAAAAAACCAAACAUGACGAAUAAUAUGCAUCGCGUGUGAUUAUAACUAUAAGUGAGAUUGUAUAUAUUUUGCACUCAUAAUUACAGAGAAGCUUGUUUAUUAGGGUUAUUUAAUUUAAUACUCUUGUACUGUGUGAUUGUGAACAGCAAUGAGCCAUUUUAGUAAUACAUAAUACUUUAAAAUGCCUUUUAAAUGUCGCGGUGGGGAUAAUUUUUUAAUACUGAAAAAGGACGCAGAGAAUAAUCAGUGACGUCACUGCGUUGUUGGUCUGUGCGUAAGAGAAAGAUAGCUGUUACAUUUCACAAUUGAAGAUAUGGGUGGAUGAAGGGGAUAUGAUACAAUCUGUUAAUUUUGAGAAAACGAGCAUCAAACUUUUGUUACUUGUACUUUUUCGUAAAUAGUUCCUUCAUCACAUGCAAUUUCUAAAUUAGCCUAAUAAUAAUAGCCUUUAAGCCUGGAGUUUUAAGGUCUAAUAUGGCUUAUAAGCACAUAACGCCUUCAUUCAAUGUAAAAACUAAAAAAUCUUAAAAAUUAUACUUAACCCCUUGAUCUACUCAUGUCUUCAAUUAUAAUUAUGCUAUAUUUAUAUUAUUAAAAAAAGGGUUUUUCUUUAACAAUUUUGUACGCAAUCCAACACAGGAAAUAUCCCUAUUGCUAUAGGUAUCUGUUUGAACUUACAAUCGCAUAAGUUACAAGAUCAUUUGCUUUUGUUGGCAAUAGAAAAAUAAAUUUUACGUUCUGCAAAUUUAUUUUUGUGCUUUUGUUAGUACAGCACAUAAAUAUUAAAUGUGAACUCUUAUGAAUAGUUUAAGAAUAAAAUG
Bombyx mori (domestic silkworm) is the source of this 5286-nucleotide messenger RNA. RefSeq lists its product as uncharacterized. The coding region runs from base 489 to 941 and encodes 150 amino acids. The record is from RefSeq and is a predicted model, not a curated record. Lineage: Eukaryota; Metazoa; Arthropoda; Insecta; Lepidoptera; Bombycidae. The transcript has 5 exons.